This is a messenger RNA of Zingiber officinale, 574 nucleotides long. RefSeq lists its product as uncharacterized. The transcript has a single exon. The coding region runs from base 19 to 426 and encodes 135 amino acids. The record is from RefSeq and is a predicted model, not a curated record. NCBI's taxonomy places the organism in Eukaryota, Viridiplantae, Streptophyta, Magnoliopsida, Zingiberales, Zingiberaceae.
CGGGCCGUCGAGAGAGAGAUGGCGUCCGUGAACGUUUUCUUCGGCCGGAGAGCACGCUCCGCCAGUUACCGAUCAGGUGGUGGCUCAGGCCCCGGUGACCUGCAGCGCAGCGGCCCGAACUGCGGCCUGGGGAGGCUGGUGAGGAAACUAAGGAGGCAGAGCAAGAUGCUGUCCGUGGCGAUGACCAAAUCAACCGCCUUCGGCUGCCAGUACGAUCCUCUGAGCUACUCCAGAAACUUCGAUCGUAAUGGAUUCGGGGCUGCGCUUGACGACGACGACGACGACGAGGACGGUUCCUCCGACCAUUUUUACUAUACGUUCUCGUCGAGGUUCGUCGCCGGUACUUCUUCCUCCUGCAGUUGCAGAGUGCCCUGUAAUUGUGGGAUUAAUGUAGCCGCCGAUGCCGCCGCCGCCGCCAGCCUCUAGAACAGCUUUGAUUCUUUCAUUUUUUUUAAUCCAUUUGAGACGACGCUAGCUAGCUAGCUAGCUGGCGCGCUUCUCAUGCAUCAAAGAUUAAGUAGUUGAAAUUCAUGGCAUUUUAAUUUUCUUUAUAUAAUUUCUUUUUCCUUUUUUC